AUGUUUCCCUGGGCCGCUGCGCGAAGGGCUUUCUCCAGCAAAGGCUAUCGAGUGAAGAGGGUGCGAUACCCAUGGAAGGAGGAGCUCAUGCGAGACUCAUGGAGCUUUCUCAAGCAAGAUAUGAUCGCGCACUUUCAGCAGAUACCUGAGCGGGACUCCACAGUGCACAUCCGUGCAGAUCCGUGGCCGAGGUUCACGAUGAAGGAAUUUCUCGCGGAGAAGGGCCUGCUGCCUGCGGUGAUCACAAAGUAUGGCCCCAACCGGAAGGUCACGUUCAACAAGGCAGAGAUAGAACGGAUAGCUUUCGACGAGCCCGAAGGACACGUGUCGCACUUGUUCAAAGGCCGACUCUUCCGCAUCCACGUGGGCCAAUGGAUCGAGGAGUGCGUGGUGAAGGACUUGCAAGCCCAUCCCGUGGAGCAGGAGCUGUAUUUUGUGCGCUUCGAACGACAUGUGCCUGGGAACAUGACAGUGGUACCGAUUCCGGUAUCGAUCUCAGGCCUGUGGGGAUGCCCCGGCUACCGCAAGGGCGGCCAUGUAGAAGUGGCCCUGCCGACAGUUCUUUGCGAGGUGGUUGGUGAGCGGAUACCUCCUCCGCUUAUCGUCGAUGUGAGCAACCUUCAUCUCGAGGAUCCCUUCGGCAAGAUCACUCUCAGAGAUAUGCUCUCCCUCCUUCCCAAGGACGGAACAGUGCGUUUCGCACGCGAGUAUAGCAUGGACGAAGAGGUGGUCACGUGUUAUGACCCGAAGGCACUUGGUGAAGUUCCUCUGCCACACGAUUGGCAAGAUCCGAACUUCGACCACCGUGGGGGUCGCUAUCACUUGACGUACACCGGCUUCUGGCCCAAGCAGACGACGCGAGCUUGA
Symbiodinium sp. CCMP2592 is the source of this 867-nucleotide messenger RNA. The record is from the annotation of a GenBank genome assembly. Lineage: Eukaryota; Dinophyceae; Suessiales; Symbiodiniaceae.